AUGGGAGCCAGACACAAGCAGGCAGGAGCGAGGGAGCCAGGGUUAGUAGGAGUACACGGGAAGGCCAUCAACCAAGGCUGGGGACGAUCUUCCCUGAAGGAAGACUUCCUAGAGCUGGUGACUCUGGCGCCAGAGUCUGGAAGGGCGGGGAGAAUUGCUAGAAAGGACAAGGAGGGCGCGCCACAUGGAGGGCGAGAGUGGACCGUGGAGGGGACGGUAAAGCCUUUGGUACAGGUGGAGAAGGAGCAGCAGCCAAGCUGGACGGACGACCUGCCGCUCUGCCACCUCUCUGGGGUGGGCUCAGCCUCCAACCGUAGCUACUCUGCCGAUGGCAAGGGCACUGAGAGCCACCCGCUGGAGGACAACUGGCUCAAGUUCAGGAGUGAGAACAAUUGCUUCCUGUAUGGGGUCUUCAACGGCUACGAUGGCAACCGGGUGACCAACUUCGUGGCCCAGCGGCUGUCUGCGGAGCUCCUGCUGGGCCAGCUUAACGCCGAGCACGUGGAGGCCGACGUGCGGCGUGUGCUGCUGCAGGCCUUCGAUGUGGUGGAAAGGAGCUUCUUGGAGUCCAUCGACGAUGCUCUGGCUGAGAAGGCGAGCCUCCAGUCCCAGCUGCCAGAGGGUGUCCCCCAGCACCAGCUGCCUCCUCAGUAUCAGAAGAUCCUCGAAAGACUCAAGGUGUUGGAAAGGGAGAUUUCAGGAGGGGCCAUGGCCGUCGUGGCGGUCCUUCUCAACAACAAGCUCUACGUCGCCAACGUAGGUACCAACCGUGCCCUUUUAUGCAAAUCCACGGUAGACGGGCUGCAGGUGACACAGCUGAACGUGGACCACACCACGGAGAACGAGGAUGAGCUCUUCCGCCUCUCACAGCUGGGUUUGGAUGCAGGAAAGAUCAAGCAAGUGGGGGUCAUCUGUGGGCAGGAGAGUACCAGGCGCAUCGGGGAUUACAAGGUCAAAUACAGCUACACUGACAUCGACCUACUCAGCACUGCCAAGUCCAAGCCGAUCAUCGCAGAGCCCGAAAUCCACGGCGCACAGCCCCUGGACGGGGUCACCGGCUUCCUGGUGCUGAUGUCCGAGGGGCUGUACAAGGCCCUGGAGGCCGCCCAUGGGCCCGGGCAGGCCAACCAGGAGAUCGCCGCCAUGAUUGACACCGAGUUCGCCAAACAGACUUCCCUGGACGCAGUGGCCCAGGCUGUGGUGGACCGGGUGAAACGUAUCCACAGUGACACCUUUGCCAGUGGUGGGGAGCGUGCCAAGUUCUGCCCGAGGCACGAGGACAUGACCCUGCUGGUGAGGAACUUCGGCUACCCGCUGGGCGAAAUGAGCCAGCCCGCAGCAUCCCCGGCCCCAGGAGGACGCGUGUGCCCGGUGUCUGUGCCUUACUCGAGCGCCCAGAGCACCAGCAAGACCAGCGUGACCCUCUCCCUCGUCAUGCCCUCGCAGGGCCAGCUGGUCAACGGGGCCCACAGUGCUUCCACCCUGGACGAAGCCACUCCCACCCUCACCAACCAGAGCCCAACCCUGACCUUGCAGUCCACCAACACGCACACUCAGAGCAGCAGCUCCAGCUCGGAUGGGGGGCUCUUCCGCUCCCGGCCCCCCCACUCCCUCCCGCCUGGCGAGGAUGGCCGCGUAGAGCCGUACGUGGACUUUGCUGAGUUUUACCGCCUCUGGAGCGUGGACCAUGGCGAGCAGAGUGUGACGACGGCACCGUAGCCCAGGCCAGGGAGUGCAGCCCUAGCAGGAUCUUGCAUUGGGGACAAGGGGGCCCACCUUUGGGAAAGGAUGGGCUUUUUCCUGCCAGUUACUUAUGCCAUGGGGGCCAGUGGGUGCCCAGUCCUCAGCCUGCACCACACUGUCACCCCCCAGCUCUUGGUGCUGUAACGAAUAUUCUCUCAGAGUGCCAGUGCAGACUGGACCCCUUGGGUAUACCUUGUCACUGCACAGGGGCUGGAGGCCACUCCCUCAGGCAGCCUCAGGCAGGACCGUCGCCAUUUCUCAGGACGAAGGACGUGAGUGUGGGAGCUGGGCCGCCCAGGAAGCCUGCCGUGUGGGGCAGCAUGUGAAGAGGCUCUGCUGUGCCCCUGCAUGUCACAGGCCGAGUGGCCACUGCUUUCUCAAGGCCACUUCCCUCCAGCCGCCAUGUCUCCUGGAAUGGCCUGUGACCACUGAGCAGUUGUUCCCUCCUCCUCCAGCCACCAGGGUGGAACCCCGGUUGGCAUCUGCACUUGUCCCUGGCCUCCGUCCCUGAGCCCGCCCAGGUGGUUUUCAGUGGUAAACACUGGGCAAGGCCAGGGAGGUGUUGGGGACCUGGGAUGGCUGCAGAGGGGCAGGCUGGCCUGGGCCCUGAGUGGAGCCCUCGGUGUGUGCUCUCUGCCUCCUGUUAGCAGAGGGGAAGCAGGCCCAGGAGGUUCCCGACUUGCCCACGUCACCGGUCUGUGGUGAGGCAGAACUUGGACCUUCUGUUGGUCCCCAAAGCUUCUGCGGCCCCCUCCCCAGUUCCUAGCCUCCUGCCCCAUGAGGCCCUGGACAUCUCACCAGGGACCGGCCGCUCUGCCCAGCUUCCAGUGUGCUUGGUCUCUGGAAAGUCAGAAGCCAGUUCCAAGGCCCCGCUCGCUGUGUGGUCCCGGAAUACGGCUCCCUAGGGAGGCACAGCACGAGCCGAGGAAAAGCGCGUCUCGGCACAGUGUCACCCCCUCCACUACGAAGCCAUCUCUGUUCUCCGGGUGAACGGAUUUAAAAUUAGCCACAAAGUCUUGGGAACAAAGGGAUUUCUCUCCCAAGAAUGUCUCAGUGAUGCUGUGUGGUCUCUAGGAAUAGAAGCACUUUUUUACCGCAGUAAAGAAAUGAUAAAUGGGGUGUCAUCCGU
Molecule: messenger RNA, 2872 nt
Organism: Pteropus alecto (black flying fox)
Lineage: Eukaryota; Metazoa; Chordata; Mammalia; Chiroptera; Pteropodidae
Gene: TAB1
Product: TGF-beta activated kinase 1 (MAP3K7) binding protein 1
Exons: 11
Coding region: 1-1719 (572 amino acids)
Biological process (GO): protein dephosphorylation
Cellular component (GO): cytosol
Molecular function (GO): protein serine/threonine phosphatase activity
Source: RefSeq, a predicted model, not a curated record